Drosophila novamexicana is the source of this 1755-nucleotide messenger RNA. RefSeq lists its product as uncharacterized. NCBI's taxonomy places the organism in Eukaryota, Metazoa, Arthropoda, Insecta, Diptera, Drosophilidae. The record is from RefSeq and is a predicted model, not a curated record. The transcript is spliced from 4 exons. Bases 444 to 1289 code for a protein of 281 amino acids.
UUGCAAGCGGCGGGCCGCCAACGUAAUUGUUCGCUGAUUUUUGAAGUUUUUUAGCAGCGAAUUGUGUGUCUUUGGCAAUUGGCUAGCGCAGUGUGUAGGUGUGUGUGCAGGUCUGUGUGCUGUUAGUGUGUGUUUUUGUGGGCUUGUGUGCGCAAUUGCAGCAACAAUUGCAGUUAACCGAGAAAACGACAGCAACAACAAACUGUUAAAAUUCAUGUAGAAAUAAAAGUGAAGCCGGUUUUAAAAUUACGCAAAAAAAAAAGCCAAGCGAAAAUUGCCCUCUUGUCCGCUUGUGUUUGUGCAUGUGUUAAAUCAAGCCACAAAAUCGUCAAAGCACAACAAAAAUUCAAUUAAAACUAGUUAAGAUUGCCAAUUGUGAAAAGCGUUGUCCAAAUUGACAACAACAGUAACUCAAAAACAAAAAAGUAAAGAAAAGAAGAGAGAUGCAAGCGUUUUACAUUUUACUAACCAUCGCGGCAGUCUCACUCGGAAGUGCCGCAUCGGCCACGCUGUCAGCAUCCGCCACAAGCGACCCACAGGAGGCGGAAUAUGUGGCCGCCUCCUCGCCAGGCUCACAAACGGAUACAGCACCACACACGUCUAGUGAUGACCUCGCUGCCUGCAGCCUCAGCUCGUCGGAACUGGAUGAGUGCAUACGGGGAAUGUUUGAUUCGAUUGUGCCGAGAUUGAGGUAUCAGGGUCUGCCGGAAUAUGGCUUGGGUUCCAUUGAUCCAUAUUUCUACAAGAGAGGCAUCUUUCGGUACUCGAACGACGGAAUACAAGGCGGACUGCUUAUAAAGAACAUGGAAAUUUACGGCAUCAGCGGCCUAAAAGUCCACAACGUUGCAUCCAAUUUCACGGACAGCGGCUUUGUCAUCAAAUUGGGCGUGGAGCUGCCACAGUUGAAGGCUGGCGGAUACUUCAAGGCGGACGUUAAGUUUGGCGGUCUGCGUUUGGUUCCCAAGGGACCAUUUAACAUAACCAUUGACGAUGUCAAGGCCACAAUUCUAACCGAUGGACACAUUGAGCAGCUGCCCAGUGGAAACCAGCGCCUUAGUUUGCAUCGCCUGAAUGCGAAUGUAAAUGUUGGCAGUGCUCGGGUCUUGGCCAAUGGCAUCUUUUCGGACCGCAAUCUAAAUGCUAUGAUCCUGAAUCUGGUCAAUGAGAAUUUGCCAGAGAUUACUCGCGUCGGUAUUCCCGCCACCCGUGAGCAAUGGGCGCCCAUUUUGGUUGAGCACAUCAACGAGUUCUUUGCCCCGGUUCCUAUAGAAAAAUUCUUGGUACAGUAAAGUGCUCGAAGCUCAAAUUGUAUGCAUUUUGUAGCUAAUUAGUUUUUAAUUAUUAUUUACGAAAUAUCAAUUAUUUAAAAUGCUGUUUCCAAAUAAUUACUGUGCUUAUUCAAUUGUCAGCGAUUUUCGGCAAGAAUUGUUACUUGAACAAAACGAAAUUCAUAUUUAUUUAUGUGAAAAAAAAACAUCUUUAAAUUUACAGAUGUUCAAACAUUUCAAAAUUAUUAAACUGUAAUGAAUAAUUGAUAACAUUUCAAUUGGCUUUUCAACUAUUUUAUGUUAACCAGACCGAAUGUUUGAUGGGCAUUGGAUUCAUUUUUGGUGGAUCCUAAAAGCAUGCAAUACAAAUGAAAUAAAUAUGGUGCACCUGUAGAGAUAAUAUGUAGCGCACUUUACGGUAGUUGGGCUUCUGAAAAAUUGGGAUCAAUUGUUAAAACAGUAGCUCUUGAUAUAAACAAUCAGAAUA